Messenger RNA from Psylliodes chrysocephalus, 4217 nucleotides. NCBI's taxonomy places the organism in Eukaryota, Metazoa, Arthropoda, Insecta, Coleoptera, Chrysomelidae. The record is from the annotation of a GenBank genome assembly.
GCAUUUUGUGAUGUGAGGAUUUUUGUUGAAAGUUUUUUUUAAUGGAAUAAUACACAAAUUCUCUAAAGUAAUUGAUGUCAUUUAGAAGCUUUUGCAAUAGAAACCCGAAAUAUAGAGAAAUAGAUUGGUGUGCGAUGCCAUGGAGGCCCAGAGUAGUCUGUAUGCGUCUCUUCAAAUUUGGUUAAAAGAUGAAAAUAAAAAAUGAUGGAAUGCAAAUAAAAACAUUAGAACAUAUGUGAUGUGAAACAUAAUUUAGUGGUAUUAAAAUAAAAGGAAUGACUAUAAAUAAAUAGUGUUGAUCUCAAUAAGGGCUAAGAUUAUAAUACUGGAAAAAGACUUGUUAUGUGAAUGGUGGAAGUGAUAGUGCAGCAUGAAAGGAAAGGGUAUGUGAUAAAAGUGCGAAAUGAUCAAGGAAAAAGCCGAAAAAAGUUCGGAUACAACAAAAGAUGAGGCUGGCAGUUCAGAUAAGGAAACUGCUAGUUCAGAAGUUCGAGUCAAAAAAGAGGAUGAGGCUACUGUUAAGAAGGAACCCUGUGCAGGUACUAUCACCAAAAAUGGGAGUAUUGUCGGUUCAACGAAUACAGGUUCCUUACAAACAACUUUGGAUAGAAAACCUGAGGUUCACUCAGAGGACUCUUUAAGUGUUCCUGGUCCUGACACCAGUUCACUGCCCCUGAAACAAGAAGAAUGCAUUGAUGGUGAACUUGGAGGUGAUGCAUUUGGACUGGGGUUGCCUACUACUGGAGGCAGUACACAUCCUCCACCUCCAGAAGGAGUGCAACCCCUAGCAAGUAAUGUUAUUAACAAACAGCCCAACUCAAUGGAAGUUAAUUAUAUGCAACAGCAGAGUCAGAUCUUUGUGUUUUCAACCAGCUUAGCCAACUCAGGUGCCGACGAAGUCUUACAAGGUAGAUAUCCAUCAAUAAUAGCUUACCAUUGUGCCCAACCUGGUACCAAGAAGUAUUUAGAAAAGAAUCCCCUAAAAGUAACUCAAUUUAAUAGACAGAAUCCUGCACAGUGGCUUAACAACAUUGCCAUGAUGAAAAAUAAAAGUUGUACAAGGAGUCCAGGUCUGGGGCCAAAACCUCCAACUACUUUAGAUAAUUUUUUGGGACCUGACCCUUUAGAUGAUAUGGUUGGCUUGGAUGAGGCAAACAUACCCUGGGAUACAAAAAAUAAUCACCUAGAAGGUCUCGAUGCUGCUGUUUCUAAUGGAUUACCUGAUGUGGUGCCUGAUAUGGAUGCUUGCAGUCCUUCCUUAGCAAAUGUUCAGCCCUCAUUGCAGGGUGUUAAAGUGCCUGAUGAGAAUCUCACUCCUCAACAGAGGCAACACCGUGAAGUACAACUGGCUACAAUAAGGAAAAUGCAACAAAUGCUGUUUCCAGAGAGCCAAAGUAUAGACGGCGUUCCCACUGGAGCAGGGGGAGCGCCCCCUGGUGGAAACCCUCCUGGUAAUACCACCCCAUCUGAUCCAAACCUUCCUCCAGGGGUGCCCCCACCCGGUGGCCAAAUGGAAUGGCAGAAACUACACCAUCAAUUCUAUGAUGACCCCAAAAGGAAACAAGGUCCUGGUCCUGUUGUUCCAGUAGGCCCAGUGAGCAGUGGUAACAGCAAUAAUCCUUCAAUGCCCCCUAAUAUACCACCAGGAGGACCAGGGGGAAUGCCUAGAGGCAUUCCUGGAUCAGGACCAAGACUUCAAGGGCCUCCUCCCCCAUAUCAUCAAACUCCUCGUUCAGCCAGUGUUCCAAUAGCAUUACAAAGUCCCAAUCCAACAUCGCCCAACAAUCCUACAAGUAAUUUAUCUCUACCAUCACCCAGAGCAUCCUCAGCUCUUAAUUCACCUGCUGAUCCAAACAGGACGUUUGGAUUGAGUAGGCAUAUGAGUACUGGACAAAGCCCUACCUCACAAGACUCCCCUUCUGCACCAAGACUUAAUCACAGUAAUCCUAGCACACCCCUAUCAUCACAUCAUCUUUCUCCUAGUGUCACUAGCACUAGUACUGAGCCGACCUCUACCCAUCAAUCUACAGUAGAUGGAAUGUUUGGAAGAACGUUGCAGUCUAUGGCGCAACAGAAGCAACAGAUCAGCACUUCAACAACUUCUUGUGCCACAACACCAAGUACAGGCAUAGUUAAGGAGCCCAAUCUGAUGCCUGUACCUUCCCCUCAACAAAUACAGUAUCUCAACACAUUUGAAGGACAGGAACUGAUCAUUCAGAAACAGCCAAAUACCAGCCUCAAGGAAGGCAAUAUCAUAUCACCUCCCGUUUUACCCACGACGAUGGACAGUGGUUUUCCUGUUUCUGCGCCAGAUCUUCCACACUCUAGAGUCUCAGGUCCCAACACACCCACAUCAAUGGAUGUGGGCCCAAGAUUUCCCCCUACCCCUUCAGAGGGUUGUCGCUUCCAGAUACCCAGUCCUCACACGCCCACUGCAGCGACAGUAGGUGACAAGCCAUCUCAAAGACUUCCCGGCGCUGGAGCGCCCGGUCUAAGUCCGCAAACGGUCCCCGGUCCGAACUCAGACCCCCUCAAAACUGACCUGUUUCCAACUCCCAGUCCUCACAUGAUGGACGUGCCGCGGUUUACAGGACCAAACGCUUCUCCGGGUGCUAAAAUGGGAGGAGGUUUCGUCAAUUUAUCGCCCCAAGGAAAACCCCUAGACCUGCCCAACUACGGAUGCGUCAGAGGUGACAACGUUCCUUUGAAUCCGAACUGCACAAGUACAAUGCCCGGGAACCCCAAGGUGUCCCACUUCGACCCGAUAUCUUCCUUAGCACAAAUGAGUCAACAGUUAACUAACAGCGUAGCGAGUUCGUUGAAUGGUCAGAGCAAUCAGGGCCCUCCGAUGAUGAGCUUCGGAUCUUCUUCCAUGCAUAUGAUGGACAUGGGCGCUUGCCAUGGAAUGAACGACAUGGAUCAAGGAUCUGCGAAUAUGAUGGGCAUGCCGAUGCAAGGGCCUCCGCACGGUUUCCACCCGAACUCACCUAUGGGCCCCAUUCGCUCUCUUUCGCCUAAACUGCAAGGUGCCUUUCCAAAUCAUAUGCCUAUGCCUAGGAUGAUGGGACGCCCCCCGGGGCCUCCAAAUCCUUACAACGGAGCCAACGUUCAAGUCAAGCCUAACGCACCAAAUACAAUACAGUAUUUACCAGCCAAGCCCCAAGUGGGACAAGCCCCAGGACCAAGAGGGCCUCCCAGUUUGGAUUUCUUGACACGGCUCGCCACACCAAUGAGCAUGAUGGACUCCAAAAUGCAACCACAGAACAUGCAAUUUUUCUCAGGUUGUGGCCCUAAUAAUGGUCCCAUGCAAGGCGGUCCGAUGCCCCCGCACAUGGGACACAUGGAAGGACCCGGAAUGCCCCAAGAUGGAGGCAUGGGUCCGAUGAGUAUGGGUAGCCACAUGGGAAACGGUCCAGGACCGAUGGGUGGAAAUAUGGGCAUGCCAGGCGGUAUGAUGCCUAUGAUGCGAGGGCCGAUGAGACCUCCCAUGGGCAUGCGCAUGCCCCAAAUGGUAUUCAACGGCCCUCCAGGUCCGGGCGGCGUCCCGGAGCCCAUGUUUAAUCCCGGCCCCAAUAUGGGCAACCCAUCCGCGCAAGUGUUCGUCAGCGGUCCUAAAGGCAGCCCAAUGGGAAUGGGCGCCCCGGACGCGUCUCAACCCUUACCGCCGUCGAUGGGGCAAAACAAUAGCUUUAAAAACUCACCGUUCGUCUGUCCCACAACUGCCGAUCCCAACUAUGCACAACAGUUCCACAACUUCCAGCAACAGCUGUACGCCACCGGUACGCGCAACCAGAUGGGCGGACAAGCGAUGGGGCCCGGGCCGGGACCCCCACACAUGCAGCAGCCUCCAUACUACAAUCCCAAAUAGCGAAUGUGGUGCUGAGUGUAUGAAUCAGAGUAAUUUGUUUUAUUUUUGAUAUUACUAAUGAGUAAUCCGGCAAUAAUAGAAUGUGAGAUUGAGUUGUAUAUUAAGUGUUAAGCAUCGAAUUCAAGUGCAGUUAAAGGUCAUGUAAAAAGUUUAAAGUCGCCUGCCUAAAGGCCCAGUUCGCCUAAAAUACUUAAUGCUAUUCUGGAUUUGUAUAUUUGCCAUAAAUCAACUAGAAAGACUUAGUAAUAAUAUUAAGUGUUGGACUUGCUUAGUCCUUUUAAAGACGGAAGACGGAGGUUUCACUAUUGCUCAUUAAUUUGUUUCUAUCCUGUUAUUCGUUUAUUGUACA